GCUGGAAGCAGGACUGGAGAGCAUCAGCAGCAGCAGCAGCAGCAUCCAGGAGGAGAAGCUGGACGUCCCUCUGGAGGAGAAUCUCUGCUGAGGAUCCGGUUUCAGUCCGGAGGAGGAUGGACGCUGCAGAGGACGCUGCAGGGAAGCAGGACGUCCACGCUGCGUUUGAGGACCACGGUCUCAGGAUGUAGCCGCUGCCUUCGAGGACGUCGGGACUUGUUGUGUUUCAAGGAGAGUGAAGGUGGAGAAGUGUUUCCUCCAGAUCCUCAGAGGAUGACGGAUUAGUCCUGAUCCAGAGCCAAGAUUCACCCCGAGGAUCAGAUGCUGUCCACGGCUCAGCAGAUGCUGCAGGACAGCCGCUCCAAGAUGGAGCUGAUCCGCCUGCAGAUAAUCAGAGCGACCCAGGCAGGAGGCAGCGGAGACGGGGAGCCGAGGAGCUCCGGGCCUGGAGGAGUCUCUCCUCUGGCCGUCAGUCCAGCAGACAUCCGUCUGGAGGAGCUUCAACAUUUCAUCCAGAGAGAAACGGACGCUUUGGUUCGAGCCAAAGACGUGGUGAAGCAGCUGGAGGGAAUCUCAGCGCUGGACCAGAAGGCUCUGAAUGAAGCUCAGUCUCGGCUCCAGGAUUCCUCCCAGAAGCUUCAUCUUCUGCAGCUGUCGCUGGAAAAAUGUCUGGAGGAGAAGAACCAGGAGAACCUGGAGGUUCCUCCAGGAGAUGAGGAGACCUCAGAGGGUCAACCAGACCUGCAGAACCCCAGAACCAGAGGAUCCAUGUCCACCUCAGCGUCCAUCUACUCCAUCAGACCGGCUUCUUUAACCGGAAAACUUGAAGUGAAGCUGCUUGGAUGUGAAGAUUUACUGAAAGCUGCCACAGACUCGAGUCCAGCGGCUCAGAAACCACACGGACCUUCAGCGGAGGUCAGCGCUGUGCUCCGUCUGGACGGUCGGCCGGUCGGUCGGACCUCCUGGGCUUCAGUCAGCAGAACCACCUGGGACCAGACCUUCUACAUCCAGCUGGAGAGGUCCAGAGAGCUGGAGGUCGGGUUUUUCUGGAGGGAUCGGAGGGAAAUGUGUGCCGUAAAGUUCCUGAGACUGGAGGAGACGAUGGAGAACCAGAACCAGAAGCAGAACUUCAGUCUGGAGCCUCAGGGCCGCCUCUACGCCAAGCUCCGGUUCUUGGACACCGUGGUGGAACGGCAGCCGAAGCUCAGACGUCAGAGAUGCAUCUUCACUAAAGAACGAGGGAAGAACUUCCUGCGAGCCGCCCAGAUGAACAUGAACUUUGCCACGUGGGGCCACCUGAUGAUGAGCAUCCUGCCUCGCUACAGCUCCUUCUCCACCUUCAGCUCCUCUCCAACCUCCUCCAGCGACAGCAGCUCCUCCAACCCGGCCGAGAAGGAGCCUGAAUGCACCGCCACGCCGCCCAGUGACGCUCCAGUGAUCAGACUGAACCUCAGCGAGGAUCCAAACUCUCAGGAGGAUCAAACCUCCAACAUCAUCGCCUCAGAGAACUACUCACCGUCUGAACUGCAGGAAACACAGUCGAUAAAGAGUCCAGACGGAGGAGAAGAUCAGCCGGUUUCUGCUCUCAAGAUGCAGAUGGACGACUUUAAAUACAUCUCUGUUCUGGGUCGAGGACACUUUGGGAAGGUUCUUUUAGCCGAGUUUAAGAAGACGAGUAAACUUUACGCCAUCAAAGCCCUGAAGAAGAGAGACAUCGUGACCCGAGACGAGGUGGACAGCCUGAUGAGCGAGAAGAGGAUCUUUGAGAUGAUCAACGCCUCCAGACAUCCGUUCCUUGUCAACCUUCACGGCUGCUUCCAGACCGGAGACCACGUCUGCUUCGUCAUGGAGUAUCUAGCAGGAGGAGACCUGAUGAUCCACAUCCACAACAACGUGUUCACCGAGGCCCAGACCAGGUUCUACUCGGCGUGUGUCCUGCUCGGUCUGGAGUUCCUGCAUCUCAAUAAAAUCAUCUAUCGAGAUCUGAAGCUCGACAACCUGCUGAUGGACGCAGACGGAUUCGUGAAGAUCACAGACUUUGGACUCUGUAAAGAAGGGAUGGGUCACGGAGAUCGGACCUCGACGUUCUGUGGGACUCCAGAGUUUCUGGCCCCGGAGGUUCUGACAGACGAUAACUACACCAGAGCCGUGGACUGGUGGGGCAUGGGGGUCCUGAUCUACGAGAUGCUGGUCGGAGAGUCUCCGUUUCCUGGUGAAGACGAGGAGGAAGUGUUCGACAGCAUCGUCAACGAUGACGUCCAGUAUCCGCCUUGUCUUCCUCCUGGAGCCGUCGGCAUCGUCCAGAAGCUGCUGAAGAAGAAUCCUCUGAAGAGGCUCGGCGCUGGAGAACGAGACGCCAACGAGGUCAAAGGAGAGAAGUUCUUUGAGACCAUCGACUUCGAGGCUCUUCUGGCCAAGAAGGUGAAGCCGCCGUUCCUGCCGUCCAUCAAAGACUCCACCGACGUCGGGAACUUUGACAGCGAGUUCACUCGACUGCAGCCGGUUCUGUCGCCGCCAUCCAAACCUUUCAGCCUGUCGGCCGAGCAGCAGGAAGCCUUCGCCGACUUCGACUUCUGCGCCCUGCACGGGUGAAAUACUAACGGAGAGGACCAGGGCGGGAAAUGAUCUCAUGUAUGUGCAAAGAACCCCCAAAUGGCAACCAAAAUAACCCAAAUAGUUCAUUUAUAGUUCCUAGAUAGCAAUAUUUACAAGUGAAUAAUCGGUCAGUGGUGUUUAGUCGGAGAUGCAAGAACACUGAGGGGUAUUUUUAGUCUAGAGCUGUUUUAAUGGAUUAUUUCGUGAGCUCAGGGUUGUGGAAGGUGGUGUUGAAUCUGAAGCCCCAACACUUUAUCCUCUGGAGGAAAUGAAACCUCUUCAAAGGGAAGUUUCCCGCCCUGGUCUUCAUGAAACCAAACGACCACCUUCAUUUUCAAACACUGCGAUCUCGACUGUUCAGCAGCCAAUUUAAUAACCAGGCAGCGACUUUUUUGUUUCUACCAGAGCAAAGAAAGUGAUUGUAGCCCUUUAUAAGCUCAAACUCUGCAGCAGUAAUUCAGCUCUUCCUCCUGCUAAUAGAGUUUAUUUAUGAGGUUUGGUCUGGUGAAAUGUUGUACAAACAAAACGUCAGGUGGACGCAGUACGCUUGAAGAGUUUCGGACAUUGUUACGUCUUCCUUUCACAUCUUUAAAUCCUCUUUACAAUUUAUUUUAAUGCUCCAACGCCAGUUAGUUUGCUAUGUACGGGUGAAAUAUAAUGGGGUUUACAAUAAAGUGAUAAAACAAUAGUCUCGUGGGACAUUUUGAACAGCUUACCUGUCUGAGGUGUCGGGGAUAAUUUAUAUCCAAAAGGAAUAAUUUACUUUAAAAACCAUGGAAAUUAUUCCCAUAAAUUAAUUUUUUUUUUUUUUUUUAACUUUAAGAAUUAAUUCUGUUGGUCCAACUUACUUUUCAGUUCUGUAAAAUGAGUUGGCUCAACCUGAUUGAAUUAAGUUGGACUCAAACCUUGGAAAUAAGUUGAAUCGACCAAAAUAAAUUACCUUGACUCAACACAAAGACAUUGAGUUUGACCAACAGAAUUGCUUCAUGCUAAAAGAACGCUAUUUAAUUUUGAGUUUAAAGUAGCCCGAUUUACUUGGGCUGGCUCAGCUUAAUUAAAUUAAAUGACUGGAAAUAAGUUGAAUCAGUGAUGAAUGAAAUUAGGGCUGCAGCUAAUGAAGCCUCUAGUAAUCGUCUGAGCACGAUACGUCAUCAAAAGCGGAAGUGAGCGCGAAAUGCAACAGAAAUCACCGUCCGACCGGAGCGCGGAACACGGACGGACAUCGGCGCUGCAUCGUGCAUGUAUUAUGUAUGCACGAUGCAGCGUGGACAUCCGCGUUGAGAUACAGCUGUAUAGUAAAUGCUGACAUCUGCGCUUACGAUAGAUCGCGGAUGUCCACGCUGCAUCGUGCAUACAUAAUAUAUGCACGAUGCAGCGCCGACGUCCAUCCGUGUUCCGUGCUCCGGUCGGACGGUGAUUUCUGUUGCAUUGCGCGCUCACUUCCGCUUUUGAUGACGUAUCGUGCUCAGACGAUUAGUCGAGGCUUCGUUAGCUGCAGACCUAAAUGAAAUUAUGUUCACUCAACAAUAAUAUAUUAAGUUUGACCAACACAGUUCUCUAAUAUUAAAAUAAAGCUAAUAAAGUGUGUGGAAAUGCUAUCCACCAUCUUCUUUAUCAUUACUUCUCAAAGAGUUAUUUGAGUAUAAACUUGUUUGACUCAGUUUUGCGACAUGAUUUAAUUGUGUUUGUCUUGGAAACAUGGAAUACUUUUGUAGAAAACCCACUUUACUAAAUGUAACAUGCAGCUAACACCACGUCACGUCCUCUUCAAGCGUCCUGUGCGUUGCAGACUCAGCUUGCUUUGUGGCCUUUGCAUAUAUAUACAUAUAUAUACAGAUAUUAUUAAUAUGAAUACAUUAUUUAAAUGUUCAGAGGGACAGUUUGUGCUGCCGUUUCUAUGCAUCACUGUGACAGGCUUCGCCCACUGCCUUGACCAAUCAACGGAGCAAAAUAACCCAGUUUCUGUUUUAUAAGAAGACGUUAGAUCUACAUAAUAUUCAUCAGCGUCGCCUCGACCAACAGCGUUCUGUUCCGGCUGUAGAAGUGCAUGGCACCGUGGUGAACUUGUGCACUAGAGAUCCUGUAAUCGCUAGAAGCCAUAGAUAAUCUAAUAUAGCCAUAAUAGCGAGAAAAUAUUUUGAAUUUAGCCAAUCAUAUUCUGUGAUACAGAGUGAUAUCGGGGCGAUGAGGGAGUUUUUCCUCGCAGCUUCUCAUCGAUGCUUUCAGACUAAGGGUGGAAAGCAUCGAUUAAAAUAAAAUAGAGGAUUUUAAAGAGUAACUUCACACUCGAUCUGCAUUUGAAUCAAGGUAUUUUCAUGUAACGUCACUUUUAUUAUACUCAUACACACAUCAAGUAUUAUAGAUUAGCUGUAGUAGCCUCAUACGGUUUGGUACUGUUGUGACCAGAAGAGGCGGGAAAUUUAGCUCGUAAAGGCGCACCAUGACAGAGACUUCUUUGAUGCUUAAUGACCUCCAGCGAGCAAAUAUACUCAAAUCAAGGCAAAAAUUAUUUAAGAUGGCAUAUGUAAUGGUUGUUUUGAUGGUCAAUAUAACCAAUAAAAAGAAUCCUGAAUUUAUAGGUUCAAUUAUUGAUUGACGUUUCCGUACGUCAAGUAAAUAAAAAAAAAUGUCCGACAGCAGACCUAAACAAAGGAUUGUGCUGAAGAUGCUGAUGCCGUUUAGUUAAAAACUGCCUCAAUCAACUCUCGACAACCCGAGCUAUUAGACACAUCUGCAGCCUCCAUCCAUCCAUCCAUUCUCUGUACACCGCUUUAUCCUCAUUAGGGUCGCGGGGGGUGCUGGAGUCUAUCCCAGCUGACUCGGGUGAAGGCAGGGGACACCCUGGACAGGUCGAGCAGCCUCUUUAUCUAUUACUAAUCAAGGUAAUGUCAUUUAGCAUCACUUUUAUUAUACUGCUCUACGCAUCAGGUAUUGUGGAUUAGUUUUAGUACCUGGUUGAUACUUUUGUGACCAGAAGCGGCGGGAAGUUUCAUUUGGAAAACAAUGUGGAGGUUUAGCUCGUAAAGGGGCACCAUGACAAAGACUUCUGUGAUGCUUAAUGGCCUUCAGGGAACAAAUGCUGAGUAAUGUUUCUGCACGUCAAGUAAAACAAAAUGCCCAACAGCAAACUAUUACUAAUCAAAGUAAUGCCAUGUAACCUCACUUUUAAUAUACUUAUAUACAAGUCAAGUGUUGUAGAUCAGAUGUAGCACCUGGUUAUUUGAUACUUUUGUGACCAGAAGAGGCGGAAAGUUUCAAACUGGCAACGAGAAAACAAUUUGGCUGUUUAGCUAGUAACGGGGCACCAUGACAAAGACUUCUGCGAUGCUGAGUGACCUCCAGCGAGAAAACACACAUGGAAAUCAAGCCAAAAUUCUUUAAGAUGGCGUAUAUAAUGGUUGUUUUGGUGCCGAACACAUGACUAAUAUGAAGUAUUUUGAAUUUGUAUGAUCAAUUACUGACUCUGUUUUACAAAAUGUCCGACAAAAGACGUAAACAAAGGAGUGGGCUGCGGUGUUUGCUCAUACCAUUUAGUUAAAAACUGCCUUAAUCAACUCCCAACAUCCCGAAUUAUUACACAUCUGCAGUCUCUUUAUCUAUUACUAUUUGCAUUAUCAAUAUUUAGUCCAUGAAAGCUUUAUACAGGGUGACACAAAAAAACGGGAACUUUUUAACAAUCCAAUAAAACCAAGAGUGACGGAAUAUUUUCUUGAAAUCUACCUGGGGCUGUCUCAAGGGUAAAGUGUGCACGACUCGACCAAGAACUCUGGAUGAGUUAAAGCAGAGAAUUCAGGAUGAAAUUCACAGUAUUCCAGCUGAGAUGUUACAGCGGUCAAUGAGGAAUCUCAAUGCAUUCGUACAGAAGGGCGCCAUCUACAGGAAGUAAUUUUUAAAAAAAUGAAAAUUCCAUCAUUGUUUCCUAAAUGGCAUGUUCUAAGGUUUCAAUUACUAUGAAUGAAAUAUUUUUCUUCCAUCAAACUUGGUUUCAUUGGAUUGCUAAAAAGUUCCCAUUUUUUGUGUCACCCUGUAUUUGCAAAACAAAUACUGAUGCAUCUACACCCCCGUCAAAAGUUUUAGGACGCUUUCUCAUUCAUUUGAAUGAGAAAGCGUCCUAAAACUUUUGACGGGGGGUGUACUCACUCUGACAGCCUGGAAAUGUCACUUACACCCAUUUUUCUCUUACAUAUCUGUGACUGAGUUCUCUCCAGUGUCAUCUUUAAAGAUUUUUAGGUUAUUUUUUGUUUUUUAACGAGUAAAAGUGGCAUAUUUAGGUUCUAACGGGGUGUUAAGUUGCUCUUUCAACAAACAGAACUGAUGUUUCACAUCUUGAAAUCUCCUGAGAGGCCAAAACGUUCGCAGCUGAAGACACCGAAUCACUGAACCCGGGACAGUCAGCUGGUUUAGCUGUUUGCAGCACUUUAAGCUAACGCUGCUGAAUAUUACAUGUUACUUCUGUGUCAGUACUGUAUGCAUAAAUGUAUGUAUCUGACGAGGAAUGUCGGCGUGUACAGGUGUACUCUGUAACAACAUGCAUAUCAUCAUCCGUGUUUUAAUGUACUCUUGUUGUCAAUAAAUACAAACAGAACAUAUACGGUAAAAAAACAA
Molecule: messenger RNA, 7200 nt
Organism: Acanthochromis polyacanthus (spiny chromis)
Lineage: Eukaryota; Metazoa; Chordata; Actinopteri; Pomacentridae
Product: serine/threonine-protein kinase N2-like
Exons: 20
Coding region: 322-2592 (756 amino acids)
Biological process (GO): protein phosphorylation; signal transduction
Molecular function (GO): protein serine/threonine kinase activity; ATP binding
Source: RefSeq, a predicted model, not a curated record